This is a messenger RNA of Leguminivora glycinivorella, 1693 nucleotides long. RefSeq lists its product as uncharacterized. Gene Ontology annotation, molecular function: cysteine-type endopeptidase activity. The record is from RefSeq and is a predicted model, not a curated record. Bases 178 to 1512 code for a protein of 444 amino acids. Lineage: Eukaryota; Metazoa; Arthropoda; Insecta; Lepidoptera; Tortricidae. The transcript is spliced from 4 exons. Gene Ontology annotation, biological process: proteolysis.
UCAAUGUAAUGCAUACGCAUAAGUGACUUGAUUGCAAUAUUAAAAAAAUCGUUAUUUAAUGUGCGUUGUAGCUUAUAUGACGCCCUAACUAUGAUUUCAAUCCUUUAAUCCAUUAUUAUUUCAUACAAACCAAACCCACUCAACAUUUCUAAAUUCAUAGUGUAUACUAAAAGUGAAAUGAGUCAAGCAUUCAAUGUGAACCUGGAAGCAUCGCUAUAUGGAUCAUCUGAUGAAGAUUAUAGUUCAAAAAACAAAGCUGAUAUAAAAACUGUGGACGUCUGCGCACAACCUGAUAAUACGUUAGAAGAUUUAGUUAUCCAAGAAGAGGUUUAUGAACCUAGAAAAGUCCAAUCAUGGCAAAGAAGAAGAAAGGGAUACUAUGCACCUAGAAGGUAUGAAUCAUGGCAUGGCAUAUCUGAUAAAGAUCUCGAGAAGCCAACACAAAUGGAAGAAGACGACAUAAGUGACACUUAUGGAUUACAUUUACACACAUCCGUCGCUUUUGAAAAGCUUGGAUUGUAUUUCUAUGAACCGCAAAAAUUAUUGCUUGUUGCUAACCCUAAUUUAUCAAAACCAACAAGUGAACAAAAAAAUAAAUUAGAUGUCAAAAGCAAACUUACCUCAGAAACUGAUUCUGUCAAAGAAAUCUCGCCUCUUGAUCAUUCUAUAAAAGUGUUUGAUGAACGCUUUUUUGGUUUUCCAAAAGAAUCUAUCGAAUCUAAAGACGUUGUACCACUUGACAAAAUAGGUGUUUUUGAAACUCGAAACUUAUACACUACUAUUCCUAAUAAGCUAUCAAAUCGCACAAAACAUAAAGAACAAUUAGAUGCUAAGAAGCAAUUAAUACCAGGGAAAAAUGACGACGACGCCAAAGCUUCUACGUCCGAUAAUGAGAUUAAUAAAUCUCAGUUCCAAAAACUGUUUAUGAAAACGCUUAACAAAAUUUAUCACGAUGCAUUAGGUAUACCCGAAAAAAGGCACACAACUGAGUCAGAUUUGGAGUUAACAACGUAUGAAUUAGAAAAAUUCGAAAGAAAUUAUAUGAUUAUAUUCAAUCAUGAAAACUUUCUAAGCGAACCAAAGAGACGAGGCACAGCUUUAGAUGUAGCUGCGUUAGAAGAUACAUUCAAACAAUUUCGAUUUAAUGUGACCACUCACAAUGAUCUAAAAGAAAAGGAUUUGUUUACUGAAUUGAAAAAAUUUAGUAGAAGGAACUUUAGCAGCAGCGGCUGUCUUUGCAUAGCGAUCCUGACUCACGGUCAAGACCACGGUUAUCUGCGAGCAUUUGACACGCGUUACUGCGAAAGAGACGUAAUCGCGUGCUUUGACGCUCGUAUUAAUCCCAGUUUGGUGGGGAAACCAAUCAUAUUCUUAAUUCAGGCAUGUCGGGGUCGCCAACCAGCUGCAGUUGUGGAGUCGAGAAGCCAAAGUGUACAGGAACCUGUUCACACUGUGGAACUAGAUGCUGUUUACCCAACAGAUAAAUAUCGCAGGUCCAUGGACUCGAUAUAAUCAUGUUUCAUAGCUCGUUCUUUGGUAGAGCCUCUAUCAGAGUGGUGGAAGAGGGCACAUGGUUCAUACAAACGCUUUGCGAGCAAAUAAGACUGCACGGCACGACAGACCACUUCGAGAAGCUGUGCCGAAGAGUUCGAACGAUCGUUGCCCACAUGGAGUAUAAAGGAGCAAAACAAAU